UGUUGGGUUGUCACCAUGUCCAGGAAGCGCAUGAAGCUAUGAAUCAGUUCGCGGAGUUGAAGUCUCCAAACUCCGAAAUAGUCCGGGCGAAUUACAACAAACUUUCCGAGCAUAUUCGGCGACUAACGCCUCAGGGGAUCCAGUGUAGUGUUUUUUGUGGAGGAGUUAACUGCAAGUAUGAAAAUCCGGAAAAUUGGAAACCUGAAAAUUUGGCCAUCCAAGGGAUUUAUUCGCAUUGGAUUACGGACGAUAUCCUGGCGAUGGCUCGACCCAGCACCAUUGUGAUAAUACAGAAAAAUAUAAUACAACAAUUCCAAAGUUUAGGAAUCAAGUCUAUUAUAAACCUACAGUCCCCAAGAGAACAUGCCAGUUGCGGCCAACCUCUGGAGGCGUCUGGAUUUUCCUACGAUCCCAGUAUUUUCAUGGAACAAAAUAUAUAUUAUUACAAUUUUACAUGGAAGGAUUAUGGAGACGCUACAUUAUCCGGUCUGUUAAACAUGGUGAAAGUCUUGACGUUUGCAUUGACUGAAGGGCGGGUGGCAAUUCACUGUCAUGCAGGACUGGGCAGAACAGGAGUACUUAUAGCCUGUUACUUGGUAUAUUCCUUAAGGGUAUCAGCAAAUGACGCUAUACGAUAUGUAAGACUAAAACGACCUGGUUCAGUUCAAACUAGAGGUCAAAUUAUAUGUGUAAGGCAUUUUGCCCACUUUAUUCUUCCUAAAACUAUAACAUAUUUUAUAAAAGAUCUUGUAGGUAAGGACAAGCAUAUGAAUGAAUUUACGCUCCAUAGAUUUUUAAGAAGACAAAAAAUUGUCUUACAUGGAUAUGAUGAACGAAAUUUUAAGUUAAUUCCAAAGAUUAUCCACUGCUUAUGUGAAAGGAUAUUAAAAUUAUGUGCCUGUUGGGUCGAUGAGUUUCCACCGUCGAAUAUUCCAUACACGGUGGACUUUUUAUCAGCCAAAAUUCAUGGGAAUUUAAACAGGCAUGCAAGUUCUUACAGUAUAAGUAGUAUAUCGAGUUCAAAUUCAGAUCAAAUAUUCCUUAGCAGUGACUUAGUCCAGUCGCCAACUGAUGACAUAUCAUCCCCUUCCAGCCCCAACCCUUCGGAGAUGGGCGACGUAACUGAUUCUUUUUCUGAGCUUAGUACCUUGGAUGGCGAUGAAAUGAGCGAAGAGCUUUUGCUAGAAAAUAGGUGUUUUCAAGAAUUGGAAACACAAAAAUCUUUUGCCCAGGAACAAGGUGACGAAGACACGGUGAUACAAGACAUCAGCCUUGUUGUAAAUGCCUUAAUUUGUGAUCCCGACUCAUUAACUGGUGCUACGAAGAAGAAAAUUAAAGAGUAUCAACAUCAAAUUAAUUCGUCGCAGAUAGGUUGGGCUAGACUAAGGGUUGAAACGGAUAUAAAUAUAUUAGGUGUUUUACUUUUUGACUGGAUAGAAAGUUUAAAAGUUCCCAUUAUCAAAAUGGAGGAUUUUGAAAAUAUUGUGGUGCAUUAUAAAGAGCCCGAACUGUGCAUUCAGAAACUGUCUUUGGAAGAAUGCUAUUUGAUUGAAUAUCUACUAAAAUUUUUAUUGAAACUUCAACCAGUAGGAAAAGAGAACCAAGAAAAUAUGCUUAAAAGACUAAUAGGAGCGUUAUCCAAACAUAGCGUUUUGAUAAACAAUGAAAUAGUUCCUUCUGCCAAGGGAUUUAAGAAGAUUGGUGAUGGAACCUUAACUUGUACCUACCACUUGUUCCAAUCCUUGGCGGAAAUGAUAGAGAACCAUCAAAGUGAAAAACCUGAUAUGUACACCAACAACGAGGAUAAAAUAUUCGAAAAUUCUGAUGUUGAAGACGGCUUCCAGUGAAACUACUACUACCUUACAGAAAAGGUUUAUAAAAAUAUUUAAAAUAACUACUAUUUAUUGAUUGACAUUUAUGUUUUGUAAAUAUGAAAAUUGUGAGUUGAAAUAUAUGACCUGUGAAUAA
Messenger RNA from Diabrotica virgifera virgifera (western corn rootworm), 1968 nucleotides. Its product is annotated as protein tyrosine phosphatase domain-containing protein 1-like. Gene Ontology annotation, biological process: protein dephosphorylation; cilium assembly. The coding region runs from base 39 to 1847 and encodes 602 amino acids. The transcript has 10 exons. Gene Ontology annotation, molecular function: protein tyrosine/serine/threonine phosphatase activity. NCBI's taxonomy places the organism in Eukaryota, Metazoa, Arthropoda, Insecta, Coleoptera, Chrysomelidae. The record is from RefSeq and is a predicted model, not a curated record.